UCUAACAGACUCUGCAAGUGUUUAAUGUAGUAUAUUGCAGCACGAAGUGUCUCCACUUUGCUGAGUCUUUUGUCCUCGAACUCUUGGGGAAGAUGCUCCCGGAGCCGUGCGUAACCCUCGUUUACGCAGCGCACCCGCUGCCGUUCCCUUUCGUUCCUUUUUCGAAUGAACGCUGGUUCGAAUGAAUAGUCAUAUACAUCGAUGUGCCUGUGGAAUGGGAAAUACGAGAGACUCCCUGUGAAUCUCUGACCGUACACAGGAUCCAGCCGGCAGAAUGCACACAUUUCACACUAUCUUGGAUGAGCACACACUGCCGAAGUCAGAAUGAAUGACAUGAACCUCAGCCCAGUUGGGAUGGACCAGUUAAGUGUGCCCGCUGUGAGUGCCAGUCAUCUGGGUCUACCCACCUCCCCAACACACAACCCCAUCACUACACAGGGCAUGUCUGUGGCUAUACCCAGCCUGGGGCCCUCUCUUGGGUCUCUGCCCUCUGCUCUGUCGCUCAUGCUGCCAAUGGGUCCUCUUGGUGACCGAGGGGUCAUGUGUGGCCUUCCAGAGAGGAACUACUCAUUACCUCCUCCCCCCUACCCACACCUGGAGAGUAGCUACUUCAGACACAUACUGCCAGGUAUCCUGUCUUACCUGGCAGACCGGCCUCCCCCUCAGUACAUUCACCCCAGCAGUCUGAACAUGGACGGGACUCUCUCUGUGUCCAGCCAGAACCCCUCAGGGCUGGACCCUUACAGUGGCCCUGGUGGGCCUCUGGAACAGGGCCUGGUGUCCCUGGACUCCCGUCAGGUCAGUGGCCAGGGAGACCUCCACCAGGGUGGGGGCCACGAGGUGCAGCUGGACUCCACAGGGCUGAACAUGGAGUCCCGGGUCAGCAGCCCCAUGUCCCCAGACAGGAUGGGAGAGGACCUGGCCAACAUGGAGGGGGUGGUGGGGGCUGAGAACCAGCAGCAGCUGGGAGGGAGAGGCCAGAACCACGAGGGCCUGGGAAGAGUUGAGUCCUCUGGGGGCGUGAUGCCUCUGCACGGGCCUGGCCUGGAGCUUCCUGUGGGGAUGGAGCCAGAGCACCUAGGGGGUCGGGUGGGGAACUCAGGGGGAGGCGGUCUGGCGGAGUCUUUGCACAGCUCAGGGGAGCUGAACUCUGGGGUGGUGAGUGUGGUGCUCACCCAGUCCCAGCUGGAGCCUGUGUCCCUCCAUGGUCAUUCGGGCAUGGGCCUAGAGCCGGUGAACGUGUCCCCCAUCACGGCGGAGGUGUCCAUGGGGCCAGAGAACAGCCUGUUGCUGGUCAACUCCACCCUGCAGCUGGAGGACUCCACCUCCAACAAGGAGAACAUGGUCACUGCCUUCACCAUCUGGUGUACGCUGUGUGAGCGGUCGUAUCCCUCCGACUGCCCAGAGCACGGCCCAGUCACCUUUAUCCCUGACACGCCCAUCCAGAGCAGAGCCCGUCUGUCUCUGCCUUGCCCGCUCUGCCUCCGCAUCUCUGUAGCUGAUGAGCCUUUAGGAGUGUUUGCCCGGGACAUCAUACCUCCUAGGACCUGCUUUGGGCCCAUGGUGGGUCAGCACUGUAGCAACGUAGACCUGCAAGACUGGCCAGACAAGGACACCCCUCAGAUAUGGAAGAUGUUCCACAACAACGUGCUGGAGUUCUGUAUUGUGACCACAGAUGAGAAUGAAUGCAACUGGAUGAUGUUUGUCCGCAAGGCAAGGACCAGAGAGGAGCAGAACCUGGUGGCCUACCCCGACAACGGGAAGCUGUUCUUCUGCACGUCCACUGAGAUCCUCCCAGACCAGGAGCUGCUCUUCUACUACACCAGGGACUACUGCAGGCAGAUGGGGGUCCCUCAGGUCCCAGAGGGCCAGGUGUGCCAGUGCGGCAAAGAGUGCCAUUCCUUCGCCGAGCUCAAGUCCCACCUGAGCAGCCACAACAACCACGGCCAUUCCCACAGCCCCAGCCAGGACCACCACCAGGACCACCACCAGGAGGGCAAGCUGCCCAGCGGUACCUCCAUCUCCUCCUCAUCCCCCUGGGCCUGCCACUCCCACAACAGCAGCCUCUCUAAUAACACUAACAACUCUGGCUCCAACACGCACAGACACUCGCUUGAGAGGAAGUACAAGUGCAGUAUGUGCUCACGGGCGUUCACCACGUCCACUAAGCUCAACGUGCACUUCAUGGGACACGUGGGGAUGAAGCCGCACAAGUGUGAAUACUGCAGCAAGGCCUUCAGUGAUCCGAGCAACCUGAGGAUGCACCUCAAGAUACACACAGGUCAGAAGAACUACAGGUGUAAUGUGUGUGAGAAGUCGUUCACUCAGAAGGCCCACAUGGCGUCUCAUAUGGUGAUUCACACGGGGGCCAAGAACUUCAAGUGUGACCUGUGUGACAGGAUGUUCAUCAGGAAGCAGGACCUCAAGCAGCACAUGUUCACACAUACACAAGAGCGUCAGAUCCACUGCCCCAAGUGUGACAAACAUUUCUUGAGGACCAACCACCUGAAGAAGCACAUGAACUCCCACGAGGGCCGCCGGGACUACGUCUGUGAGAAGUGUGAGAAGGGCUUCCUCACCAAAUACCACCUCACCAGACACCUCAAGAUCUGCAAAGGCCCCAAAACUGACCGAGGGGCCCAGGAAGAGGAGGAAGAGGAUGAUGAUGAAGAGGAUGAUGAUGAAGAGGAAGGAGAGGAAGUAGAGAGACUGAUAGAUCCAGAUAGCAGAGAGGACUGUGGGUUAGAGGGAUAUGAUUCUGAGAAACCGUUGUCCCCACACAAUUGACUGUGACUUCACUGUGCCAUUACUAGAUAUGCUAAUUUAUUUACUUAUUUUUAACUGUUAGUUUGUUUUGCCAAAAUCUCAUUUGUUGUGUCAGGUUAAGGUUUAUUUUCAAAUAUCAGUUUAACAUUGGGCACAAUCAAACCAGGAUAAUCCAGAUUUUGAUGUAGAGGUACUGUAUGUGCUUAGGCUUCAUGUUAUAUUUCUUCAGGUACAUUUUCCUUGCCUAACGGCUCAUCCUGAAUUGUAUUCCGCUGCUCUAUCAUCGCUCCAUGCAUCAGUAUGAAACUGCCAUCCUAGAAGUCGUUUGUGCCGACAUCAAAAUGACGUGAUUCAUGUGGGCUGGCUUUGGCCCAACUCAUCGGUUACUGGGACCAAUCAGAAUGUGUUUGCGGUCUUAAAGAGUCGGGGAGGAAAACAAAUUCAGACUCAUAGAGAAGAAACGUUAGUUGGUGUGCCAUUUGGCCGGAGCAUGUGGCUGGGUAGCCAGGCUAUAAUUAUCCUAGAAAAAGUUAUGUUUUAACUCAAAAGCCAUGGCCUUUAACACACAAUAGUUAUUUUUUUAACAGUGGUCAUCUCUUUAUGGAAUAGAUACUGAGUUUGAGUCUCUCUGGAUGCUGACGGCUAGCUAGAUGCUGGCUCUGCUGCUGGUUGAAUGUUGAAGAGGUAUUGUGAUGUGUCGGCCACUUUUUGUAUGUAUGUACAAAUAUAUGAAUGAUGUAAGACGUCUGAAUUCCUUAUUGAUUGUGAUAAUGUAACAAAAAAUGACAUUCCACAUCUCAUCUGUAACAAGGUAUUUAUUACCCAAUCCACAUCUCAGCAGCAUGUUUUGAAAAGGGGCGGGUGUACAGAACGGAAGUAGUUAGACUGCUCUAGGACAUUACACUUCCGGUUGAAAUACAAAAUUUGUGCAGCGCCGUUGGAGCUAACGGGGUCAGGGAAACUGCUGAGCCUGUACUUCAGCAUCUCUUACUGGCCUAUCUGGUACAUAGAGCUGGCCUUCGCCUCAGUCUUCAGCCUCAACGCCCUGUUUGACUUCU
Messenger RNA from Salvelinus namaycush (lake trout), 3824 nucleotides. RefSeq names its product PR domain zinc finger protein 4-like. Gene Ontology annotation, cellular component: cytoplasm; nucleus. The coding region runs from base 325 to 2787 and encodes 820 amino acids. Gene Ontology annotation, biological process: cell fate commitment; regulation of transcription by RNA polymerase II. Gene Ontology annotation, molecular function: RNA polymerase II cis-regulatory region sequence-specific DNA binding; DNA-binding transcription factor activity, RNA polymerase II-specific; histone deacetylase binding. The record is from RefSeq and is a predicted model, not a curated record. NCBI's taxonomy places the organism in Eukaryota, Metazoa, Chordata, Actinopteri, Salmoniformes, Salmonidae. The transcript has 13 exons.